Molecule: messenger RNA, 1458 nt
Organism: Halichondria panicea
Lineage: Eukaryota; Metazoa; Porifera; Demospongiae; Suberitida; Halichondriidae
Exons: 6
Coding region: 548-1324 (258 amino acids)
Source: RefSeq, a predicted model, not a curated record
CAACAGCAAAACGAGAAACAUUUGAAAUAAAGUACACCACCGUACCGGUGGGUACACUAUACACGUUACCUUUGAGCAAUGGUGUCUCAAGAAAACGACGACACGAAAAACUCUAAAUUGGAAUUUAAAGAAACCAAAAUAUCUCAUCAAUAAAAUCAAUGGAGAAGGUAUGAGUGUCAAUUCUGAUGAAAAUAACAGUAUUAGUAGCACUAGCACUAUCUUGUUAUCUGAAGCACCAGAAAAUAAGCAAUGCAAAGUUGUUAAUCUUAAGAUAGAUCUACCACUCCCUUUGCAUCCUGAUGCUUUUGCACUGCAACUAUUCAAGCAGCAACAAAUUGAGCAGACCUCAAAACUAAGUGUCAUGGAAUCCUCAAUAAAAUCUGAGGAAAACGAACUGUCAGUCCUUAGUAAGUAAAAUCGGUACAUAAAAUUAUGAUUUUCGUAAUGUCACGUAGGCCCUUUUGUUUGUAUAUAUACACACAGACUGUGACACAGUUAAUUAACGGGUAUCAUACAGGAUUUUGAAGUCAGAAGAGGAAAUAAAAUCAUGCAGAAGAAUAGUGAGCCGAUUAACUUUGACAGUGAGGGACAAUCCUCCUUGUACUCUGAUCACCAAAGAACCCUUAACAGGUCGAGCUGUGUCACAAUGCCCACUCUGGUGAACAGCUUGAACCAGGAUAUUCACCCACCCGUACCCAUGUUUUGUCAAAAGAACUCCACAAGCACCGAUUUAAAACUAUCCUCUGAUCAAUUCUCAGCUACUGUUCCAUGUACCCAGUUGAAUGCAUAUCACUCUGUACAAAAUGUGGAGCACAUGUCUAGGCCUUUGUUUCGGUUUUCACAUUGGGAAAGUGCUCUGCGACACUGCUCCUGUGUUCGCGGAUGUCAGCACUGUUUAUCUGAUAUUGCAAGAAGAAGUCCAUCAUCAUCACCAACACUAGACAGACACAUUGAGGUCUCUAAAGCGAAAUUACCGACAAAAGAUUCUAGGAAAAGUUGUGUGGGCACAGAGCUUCCACGGCUAGAAUCAGCAGUUGCGGACACUCUACAGACAUUGUCCCUGCAGGCUCAAAGACUAAACAUAACGAGACGUCUGCCAAAGUUCACGUGUUCUCAGAAAAGAGCUGAGAUAGAUUUACAGAGUUCCACUUCAGUGUUACCACUGCGACACAGGAAGGAAGUGCCGUGUUAUGCUGAUCCUCUGGUAGGUGGUCUACCUAGUUUCCAUAGAAGACUAGCACAGAUGACUAUAUUAGUCACGGAGACAAUACGCUGUGAGAAAGAAAAGGCUCUCAAGUCAAAAUCAAGGAAAAAUCUUCAAUAGGUUCAUGGAGCUAGGAACACUGUCAUGCAAUAAUUAUGGCUCCUUAUAUAAUUAUAUGUUCAUUUUAAUCAUAAUUAUGUCACCUCCUAAGUCAACAUGUUCUUACAUGUAUAAUAAUUUAUUUGGCAAUCUGA